Molecule: messenger RNA, 1146 nt
Organism: Penicillium coprophilum
Lineage: Eukaryota; Fungi; Ascomycota; Eurotiomycetes; Eurotiales; Aspergillaceae
Product: DNA-directed RNA polymerase I subunit RPA43
Exons: 1
Coding region: 1-1146 (381 amino acids)
Biological process (GO): DNA-templated transcription initiation
Cellular component (GO): RNA polymerase I complex
Source: RefSeq, a predicted model, not a curated record
AUGGCAAUUGACGAAAUGGAAAUCGACAAUCUGCCGCUGCGCACAGCGGACGCAGAGCGCAAGCGCAAAUCCAAAAAGGAAGCAUCAUCGGCAUCACCAUCUAAAAAGCGAAAGCAAACCUCAAAAGCCACUCCACACCAAGACGUCAAUUCCGAGUCCCCCUUCACCCUCACAACAGCAACUCUCUACCUGCCCCUGUCGCCUAUCUCUAUCUCACCGACGCACGCGCUGGCCUCGCUGCUGGCUGAGCAUCUCUCGCCACUGCUCUUGACUUACUUCCCCCCGCUAAAGGGCGUGAUCCUGGCUUACUCGAAUGCCUCGAUUUCCAGCAAGCCCCCGACAAACCUACGCACCUCUUCGGACUUGAAUCCGCAGCCGCUCACCCUCGCCAAAACAGCGGAUGAGUACGGUGUCUUGUACGUCUACCUGACCGCCACGUUCCUGGUGUUCCGGCCAAAGCGCGGACAGACCCUCGAGGGAUGGGUGAACGUGCAGUCUGAGGGAUUCCUGGGUGCUGUCGUGUUCAAUCUGUUCUCUGUCGGUAUUGAGCGCAAGCGUCUGCCCUCGAACUGGAAGUGGGUGCCGCCUGGCGAGGAUGCUGAGACGCCGGCUUUGACCGAUGACGACUCGGGCUCCGAUAAGGAUAUGGCCGAUUUCGACACCGAGAAAGAAUGCUUCAAGCCCACUACUCUUUCUGAGGGUGAGAUUGCGAUUGACGAGGAGGAGGAGGAGUCCUCUCACACCGGUUAUUUCCAGUCUGUCUCUGGACACCGCGUGCAUGGCUCUGUUCGCUUCCGUGUUGUCGAUGUGGAUGUCAUUCCUGGUUCUGAGCGUGAUCGUGGUUUCCUCAGUAUUGAGGGAACUAUGCUUUCUGUUGAGGAGGAAGAGAGACUUGUUGAGGCUGAGCGCCAGGGUCAGUCUUUGCCCCCGUCGUUCUUCUCAUCGCCCAAGAAACUCUCUGCGACUAUCCCCGUGAUGGACGUCCCGGCGGCGUCGGCGGUGCAGGAGCUCUCGACUGUGGAUGUGCAUCUUGAGCCUAGCCCCAAGAAGGAGAAGGCGAAGAAGGAGAAGAAAGAGAAGAAGGAAAAGAGCGAAAAGAAAGAAAAGAAGUCCAAGUCUUCCAAGUCGAAGAGCAAAGACGAAUAA